AUGAUGACUGAAGCCAUUCUGCCUGGAUUAUGCGUAUUACUGGCCAUUGCUCUGUGGCAGCCAUCUCUGGCAACCCGUGAUUUCGAGAUACGUUGGCGAGAGAUCAACUGCUCGGUCAGUGAUCCCGCCACGACAGAGGCCUUCCGAUGCGAAAUCAUCGAGAUGCCCAGGCGGCAGGGGAACUUCCUCAACACCCUGCUCCUGCUGAAGCGUCCCGUCCAGAAGAUGUGGGUGGAACUGAGUGUGGGUCAGAUCGGGACUAGGAGGGAUCGCUUCCUCCAGCAGCUGAUCAAGAUCCGAGUGGAUGGCUGUCAUCUAAUCAAGUUCCGAAGCAAAAAUCGCAUUCUGAAUGCCGUGCUGAGAAAGCUACUGCAAUCGGGAAACUAUCCAGACGAGUGUCCACUCUUGGCGAAUGUAAACUAUACCUCCACACAUUUUGCCCUCAAUCCGGAUCACUUUCCCGCCUACAUGCCGGACAUGAAGUUCAACACGAAAUUGGUCUUCCAGCUGAGCAAGACCAUCACCCUGAUCAGGGCCAGUGUGGACGCCGAGGUGAUGAGACGUUCCUAAUCCGAAACAUUUCAAUAAAGCACAACCGAGUACAUAAACCGAUACACUUAUGUAUGACUAAGACUUUGGCCUGGAAGGAGGAUGACUAAUGGCUCCGGUAUGGGGAAUGUGCAUAAUACACACAUGAUGAAGAUUAGACGCUCUCUCCCACGGAAUCCAUGA
Molecule: messenger RNA, 732 nt
Organism: Drosophila bipectinata
Lineage: Eukaryota; Metazoa; Arthropoda; Insecta; Diptera; Drosophilidae
Source: RefSeq, a predicted model, not a curated record